AUGCCGGGAAGGAUCCUGCCAACGCUGACCCAAGCUGAGGUCGAGUCGCAUAACAACGCCAAAUCGUGCUAUGUGACCAUCGGUCCGAAAGUUUACGAUAUCACUUCGUUCGUUGACGACCACCCUGGUGGAGGCGAUUUGAUUCUCGAAUACGCAGGCAAGGACGUGGGUGAGAUUUUGGCCGAUGUGGUAUCUCACGAACAUUCCGAGUCGGCCUACGAAAUCUUGGAGGACAGUCUAGUCGGUUUUGUGGGCACCGCCUCUUCGACCAAGGCGAAUGUGAAUGGAGCUGCAAGUGCGGAGGAAACAGCACGGGCUGUCUAUGAGAGCACGGGUAUGGCGACUGAGGAAGACUUGUCCAUCGAGACGGAUAUCACCAAAGAUUACCAGCAGCACAAGUUCCUUGAUCUCAACAAGCCCUUACUUAUGCAGCUGUGGAAUAGCGGCUUCAGCAAGCAGUUCUAUCUCGAGCAGAUCCAUCGUCCCCGUCACUACAGGGGUGGUGACUCUGCACCGCUCUUUGGCAACUUUUUGGAACCUCUCAGCAAGACGGCGUGGUAUGUCGUUCCGAUAAUGUGGCUUCCGUGUAUCGCCUACGGUACUACCGUUGGCCUUUCGGGUAUGUCUAGUGCAUCCGCUGGUGCUGGCUACUGGGCUUUCGGGCUCUUCUUCUGGACUCUGAUCGAAUACGUGAUGCACCGGUUCCUGUUUCACAUUGAUACGCUUCUUCCUGACAACCGAGUCGGUAUUACUCUGCACUUUCUCCUUCACGGAAUCCACCACUACCUGCCGAUGGACAAGUACCGACUUGUAAUGCCACCAACUCUGUUCGUUCUUCUCGCCGCGCCGUUCUGGAAAUUUGCGCACUCUGUGAUCUUCUAUGACUGGUACGCCGCUGUGCUGGCGUACUGUGGUGGUGUCUUCGGAUACGUUUGCUAUGACAUGACGCACUAUUUCCUCCACCACCGAAACCUCCCAUCGUACUACAAGUCGCUCAAGAAGUAUCAUCUUCAGCACCACUUCGCCGAUUUCGACAAUGGCUUCGGUGUUACCAGCCGCUUCUGGGACAGAAUCUUUGGCACAGAGCUUGAGACUCCAGCACCGUCCAAGAUUGUCAAGACCCAAUAA
Molecule: messenger RNA, 1128 nt
Organism: Aspergillus ruber CBS 135680
Lineage: Eukaryota; Fungi; Ascomycota; Eurotiomycetes; Eurotiales; Aspergillaceae
Product: fatty acid alpha-hydroxylase
Exons: 3
Coding region: 1-1128 (375 amino acids)
Biological process (GO): fatty acid metabolic process; lipid biosynthetic process
Cellular component (GO): membrane; endoplasmic reticulum
Molecular function (GO): heme binding; fatty acid 2-hydroxylase activity; iron ion binding
Source: RefSeq, a predicted model, not a curated record